AUGCUGAUCGGCCUGGACGACUGGCUACUGUCCGCGUCCCUCCUGAGAGAACGCAAGAUGAUUUUAACACAUUCAUGCCACAAAGAGUUUAAUGGGGCCUCUAGAACCUUGACUCUGGCCAAUUGGCAAUCAAUUGGGGAUCCCAAGUCUCUGUUGGUGGUGGUGGCAGCAGCAAGAGCAAUUCCAUGUGGACGACGCAUAAACAAAAAUGAGAAACACGAAGAGAAACUGGUAAUGUUCACCAAUCAUCCGGAGGAUUCUGAAAGAUGUGAAAGCAUGGAAUUGGACAAUAAAAUCCGAGAUCUGAUCGAGAGGAAUGCUUCUCCCGAUCUUAAAGGGGUGACCCUGGGAGCCACACCAAGUCACAGAAAUUCAUGUUCUCUAAAGACCCCAGGAAAAACAGCUUCCACGGCACAUCUUGCACAGGGAACAACUAGAAUGAGUGCUGCAGAAGGUUCUAUGGAGCAUGCAGAGUAUGAUCAAUCAUCAAGCAGAAAGAACUUGACAAAUUCUCUUGAACAAAAGAUAAGGUGUUUGGAAAAACAGAGAAAAGAGCUCCUGGAAGUCAACCAGCAAUGGGAUCAGCAAUUUAGAAGUAUGAAAGAGCUAUAUGAAAGAAAGGUCGCGGAGCUGAAAACGAAACUAGACGCCGCAGAGAGAUUUCUCAGCGUGCAGGAGGAGGAGCGGCAACAGAGUCAGAGAGAGAGCGACAGGCUGCGCGAGCUGAACCGCGAGCUGCUGCAGCGCCAGGAGAAGGAAAAGGAGAGCCUACACAAAGAAUUACACGAAUUGAAGAAAGAAAAUAAGUUCUUGAAGGAAAAAAAUGCUCUUGUGAACAAGAAGAAGGAACAUUAUGAGUGCGAAAUAAAACGCCUCAAUAAGGCUCUUCAAGAUGCCUUGAAAAUCGAGUGUUCUUCAUUUUCGGAGGACUGUUUGGGAAAGUCUGAAAUGGAGUGCAGGCAUGAGGAGAUGCGAACAGAAAUGGAAGUUCUCAAACAGCAGGUGCAAAUAUAUGAAGAAGAUUUCAAAAAGGAGCGAUCAGACCGAGAAAGACUUAAUCAAGAGAAAGAGGAGCUGCAGCAAAUUAAUCGAACUUCUCAAGCCCAGUUGAACAGGCUGAAUUCUCAGAUAAAGGCUUGUCAGAUGGAGAAAGAAAAACUCAAAAAGCAAUUAAAACAGAUGUUGUUCCCGAUGUGUAAUUGCGGCUUGAAUUCCCACGGGCAGGAUCCAUGCGCACCAGCAGGCCCUGGAGCUGCACGGGAUCAACAGAAUCCCCCACCAGACUAUCAGUGGUAUGCUCCUGACCAGUUUCCGCCAGAUGUGCAGCAUAAGGCAAAUGGUUUCUCUUCAGAAAAGAAAGUCAAUCAGUAGAAGCACACACAAGUAGAGGAACAUUCGGGCCAGAGGGAGAGCUUGGCUGAGGACCCUCAUUUUUCUUUUUACUGGUGGCUUAUGUCGACACAACUGCACAUCAUCUACUCCAUGAUUCGUGCAUGGUGGUGUUUCCCUUUGGCACAGAGAGAGGAAAAGACUUGGGACAGCUAAGAUCCUGAUCAAGUUGGAGAAGCCAGCAUUACACAACCAAAUGCAAUGUCCAGUUUCCUCAAAAUGAGAUUUGGCAGAUGGAUUAUGCGCCAUUCUUUGAAACUCUCUUCAGCAUAUUGCUGUUGGACUUACAGAGGCUGAUCUCAUGAUUUCAGCAACUCCACUUUUGGUACAGUGAUGUUCUAUGUUGAUUGAAAUAUAUAUUCCCUGGGGGAAGAGUUACUGCAGUUAUAAAUUUGUAACAUUGCUCCCAUGAUUUCUGUUGGGGCUUGGUUCUUUAGCCAGUGUGACUAGGUACUGUGCUCAUCAUUGUUGGUUUGGUGAACCUAUGAUUAGGACUGAAGACAUGUAUAGACCUCCUUAAACUAAAUGAAUGGUUCAAUUUGAAUAAAAUGGU
Enhydra lutris kenyoni (northern sea otter) is the source of this 1942-nucleotide messenger RNA. RefSeq names its product TNFAIP3 interacting protein 3. Bases 1 to 1371 code for a protein of 456 amino acids. NCBI's taxonomy places the organism in Eukaryota, Metazoa, Chordata, Mammalia, Carnivora, Mustelidae. The transcript has 14 exons. Gene Ontology annotation, biological process: cellular response to lipopolysaccharide; regulation of transcription by RNA polymerase II. The record is from RefSeq and is a predicted model, not a curated record.